This is a messenger RNA of Eurypyga helias (sunbittern), 328 nucleotides long. RefSeq names its product growth-regulated alpha protein-like. NCBI's taxonomy places the organism in Eukaryota, Metazoa, Chordata, Aves, Eurypygiformes, Eurypygidae. Gene Ontology annotation, cellular component: extracellular region. The annotation marks the transcript as partial. Gene Ontology annotation, biological process: neutrophil chemotaxis; antimicrobial humoral immune response mediated by antimicrobial peptide; cellular response to lipopolysaccharide. The record is from RefSeq and is a predicted model, not a curated record. The transcript has 3 exons. Gene Ontology annotation, molecular function: CXCR chemokine receptor binding; chemokine activity.
GUAGGCAGGGAGGUAUCGGUCAGUCAAAAGAAGCAGCAGCAGGUUUAGCAGGGCAGAUCAUAAGUGAAGAAGGGAAACGAGUGGAUUAUCAUAUCAAGGUGCAAGAACUAGCACAGGAUGUGAUGCUAGCAGUGGAGCUGCGGUGUCACUGCAUCCAGAGCGUCACAGGGUUAAUGUUGCUAAAGCACCUGGCCAAUGUAGAAAUCAUCCCUAAGGGCCCACACUGCAACACUAUGGAAAUCAUAGCAACACUGAAGAACAGACAGCAAAUCUGUUUAGAUCCCCAGGCCAAAUGGGUGAAGAUGAUAAUUAACAGGAUUCUACACAG